AAAGUGUCAAAUUGAAAUAAUGCGGUAGUUCUUAUGCAUAAAUUCAUUGAGAAAAGAAGUAAUACUUGUACUGCAAUUCUUUGUAUCCUUCCAUCGCUUAUUGAUGCGAGUGAGUCGGAGUGACCCAGGACUUAUGAGUUAUGACAAAAAUGACCGGAUUACGGUUGGGAGUGGAAAUUGGAUUCAAGAAGAUUACUAUUGCGCUGUACGAGAGCGGUGUGCCGCGGGUGUUGUUCAGCUUUCCUUCCAUCGCGGCUUGUAGUGUUGAUCGCACCGAAUGGCACUUCGGCGUGGACGCGCGCAACUACAAAGCUGACAACAGAUACCGCAAUUUCCCCUCGGUUAAAGGCACGCUGCUGGCUUACGGCUACGGUGAGCAGAAUCCGUUUGUGCCGCUGCUGCUGGAGAAGCUCUUCGCCUUCAUUAAGAUGAUUGGUCAAACCGAACGGAAGCAGUGUCUCCAAGGCGUUGUUGUCGUUCUCUCUCAUGGCCUACACGCCUGCCAAAAUAUCUAUCAAGCGGUGACGGAAGCCUGGCAAAAAAACGACUUAACCGAUGUCCUGUGUAUCUCCGAUAUAUCAGCCAUUGUACUGGCGUACACGGUGCAGACGCUGGACCGGCAGUCCAUAAAGAAGAGCGGGAUAGAGCCGGUUAAUGUGUUGGUGUGCAAUGCAGAUGCGGAGCAUUUCCGGAUGGGCGUCUUCGAAGUGAUCAACAACAACCUCGUCGUCAAAUACAAAAGCAACCAGUAUGUUGUGUGGGACUGUUUCACUGAACUGCGGUGGCGCGUUUUUGAUGAUAUCCAUCAGCGCUUGGAGAGCGUUGGGAUGCCUGCACUGGAUCUGCAUUUACGGACGCAACUAGGAGAGGAGUGCGGGGACCACAUGGCGUUAUUUAACGAUUCCCGAACCGUUAGAGUGAUCAUUCGCGCCCCUGUCCCGAACUGUAUCGUGACGUACACGCGGGAGGAUUACCAGGCGGUGGUAAAGCCAAUCAUCGAAGCCAUCCGAAAACAUGUCGCGGCGGAGUUAGUGAACUUUGGUAUAAUGGACGGGAGCAGCGGAAACGUCGGCGGGAAAGUUGAGUUGCUAGUGGUUGGCGAAAAUUCCCGGUUAGGGUUAUUGCGCACCGCGUUGGAGGGGGUAACGAAGAGCCAGGUGAUUGCCGGAGCGGCGAGUUAUGUGGACGAUGCGGAAGCGUUCGGUGCGGCGAUUGCCAGCAGUCUGGCUGGAAAUAGCGGGAAUUUAUACGGACAACACCAGCUCUUUCGACUGCAAGAAGGACUCGCAUUCGAUGUGGGAAAGAUACUGACGGCGCUGCCGUUAUUGGACGACAACAUUCGCGUGCAACCGGCGCGGGAUAUCCUCGUUAACGACCAUAAGAAUGUGGCCCUGUCCGGGUACUUGUACAUGGGAAACGGGAAAGGGCCUGUCAUAAUUCCCGAUUUUCGUCUCGUGUUGUCCACUCAGAAGAUCCGAAGCUGCAAAGCGCACUGUGUACACCUGGAAACCAGCGUUGAUGGACAAACGAUGACGUAUAUGCGAAUGUUGCUGGGCAAGGAUGUACGCAUUCAGUGUCGCGAACUACAGCGUGAAGAACCGGAUGAGAUGGUCGUUGAAUGUUUACGGAUACAGGUGUCAUUUACGUAUCAGGACAGCGCGGGCCGGAGCAGUCUUUGGUUUUUUGCGGAUGACGCCAGCGCUUAUGAGCCUUUUAUGGCGGAAUACCACACGCGACGACGCGAAAUGCUGAAAGCGUUUCCUUCUGGAAAUAACGCGGACGAAUCGCUUCCUAAGCUAGCGUGGUCAUCAUCGUCUUCGUUUGUCGCGCUUGUGUCGGACCAGCUGCCUACCGCGGAGUUUCAGGAAAUAAAUAAAAUUCAGAAACGUCCGAGCAUUGUUACCGUCAAUCAAGAUUCACAGCAUGGCCUGGUUGUUGUGGUCCAACAGUGCCAGGAAGUGACCAAAAUGCAAAUGAGGGGAAACACGUUUGCGAUCGAACGGCCGAAUAAAAUCCGUGAAUGUUCCGUGGAGCACGAUACAGUCGUCAUUGAGUUAACGUCACACGAUUGUGUUCGUGUCAACUUUCCCAGGGAAGCUACCCGCCGGGAUUUUCUUAAAAAGUGUUCUGUCUUUUGGCCGUUGGGCAAACCGUGA
Molecule: messenger RNA, 2156 nt
Organism: Paramacrobiotus metropolitanus
Lineage: Eukaryota; Metazoa; Tardigrada; Eutardigrada; Parachela; Macrobiotidae
Exons: 3
Coding region: 141-2156 (671 amino acids)
Source: RefSeq, a predicted model, not a curated record